AUGCCCGUACAACUCUCCGAAACCGCUCGUAAACAACUCGAUGAGGCUUUGGACGCUUACCCCAAAGCAGGUAAACCCGGCACGGUCGUGGGGAUAGUCAACAAAGAAGGUCAGAUGGUAUACCUUAGGAGUGCGGGGGCCAAAAAUGCAGUUACAGGAGAGAAGCUCGAUGAUGAUACGAUCUUCUGGAUCGCAUCAUGUACCAAGAUGAUCACUGGUAUAGCAGCUAUGCAACUGGUAGAGAGAGGGCUCAUAAGCCUGGAUGAACCCGUAUCGAAAUUCGUACCGGAGCUAGCUGAGAUUCAAGUGGUCACCGAUUCUACUCCUAGAACCCUGGAGACUCGAAAGGCCAAUACACCUAUCACCCUUCGAAUGUUGUUGACACAUACAUCAGGAUGGGGAUAUUCGUGGUACAACCACCAUAUCUUGAAUUGGGUCAAACAGAAUGAUAAUGAGGUGAAUGGACAUGGCUUCUGGGUUGAAUUGAACAAUAAGACUAACGAGGUGGGUUUGUUUUUCUUGCAGUUCAGCGGCAAGCAAUUGGAAAUGCCCCUGGUCAAUGAACCCGGUACGAAAUGGGAGUACGGUAUUAAUAUGGAUUGGGCUGGUAUCACCGUUGAGAGAGUAUCAGGACAAAAGCUUGGUGAUUACUUCAUCGAGAACAUCUUCAAGCCAUUGGGAAUCGAUGAUUCGUACUUUGACUUCAAGGAACGACCUGACCUUUUGAAGAGACUUAGUCCAAUGCAUAAAUGGGACGCGGAGACGGACACAUAUUCCAUCCGGGAUUUCCCUCAUCUGCUCGUAGAUACACCAAAUCACCGAGGAGGUGGUGGUCUCCAUACCACCGCCAAGUCCUACCUUACUGUCGUAUCGGUACUUCUCAACAAGGGUAAAGGCCCCAACGGUGCUCAAAUUCUCAAACCGGAGACCGUUGAAUAUAUGUUCAAGGAUCAUUGCGAGAAUAUUCAGGAUAAAGGUGGAUUAGGAACUCAUGCAGUGGUCAAGAGCACUGAUCCUUCUAGGGCGAACACUGACCUUGAGAUGCUUGCUGGUAUCAAGAAGGGAUGGGGACUGUCUUUCCUCCUCAACACUGAGGAUAUCCCAAAUGGUCGAAAGGCAUUUUCAGCAGAAUGGGGUGGUGUUGCGAACCUGUUCUGGAUGGCGGAUCCUACUUCUGAGGUGGGAAUGAUCAUUUUCAACGAGGUGUUACCUUAUGGAUACCCCGAAUUCUUCCAAAUGGAGGAGCAAUUGCAACAUAUCGUCUACUCGGAUGGCGGUCUUGUCAAGGUAUAG
Messenger RNA from Kwoniella botswanensis, 1293 nucleotides. RefSeq lists its product as uncharacterized. The record is from RefSeq and is a predicted model, not a curated record. Bases 1 to 1293 code for a protein of 430 amino acids. The transcript is spliced from 14 exons. NCBI's taxonomy places the organism in Eukaryota, Fungi, Basidiomycota, Tremellomycetes, Tremellales, Cryptococcaceae.